AUGUACCGCUCUCUCGUUCUUGUCACCGCUCUGGCGGCGGAAAUUGGUUCUGCCACAGUUGGUCUAAGCUGGUCGUUUCCCGACGCUGAGCAACCGCAAAACGGUCUCAACGACGUCACCUUUCCUUUUGACUUGAGCAAGGCCCCGCACGAGGACGGCUUCUACUUUGCGCAGCAAUUCUUCUUCAACGGCGUCGAAAGCGGCGCUUACACUGGUCUACAGCCGCGGCCAGACAAUUCGAGCGGCAGCGUUAUCCAUGCUGUCUUCUCUAGCUUUAUUAAGGGCACCACCUUUAACUCGUCUCUGUGCUACGCAGGCGCCGACGGUGGCGAUGGCGUGAGCUGCGCCGUCCAGUUUACGGGCGACUAUUCCCACGAGUAUGACUGUGUCGUGGAAACUACAGAUGAAGGGUCUACUUGGCGAGGCACUGUUGUUGACGCCGUCUCUGGAGAGUCGCACGCCAUGGGUGAAUGGACUCUGCCCAAGAAAGCGGCUGGCAUACAGACACAGGGUGCUGGAUUCGUAGAAUAUUACAUUUACCCGCGUGACUCGGCUGGGAACGAAAUUUGCGAUGCAUUGCCCCUCACGGAAAUUUCCUUCUUUUCACCUUCCAGCAAUACCAGCGGCGCCAAUGAAGGAACACUCGGGCAGCCGUACGAAUACGGUGUCUGCGAGGGCAAGUCUGCUUUCUCAACUCAGCAGAUCACUGACGGGUACUGUGUCAAAACUGGCUUUCAGAUUUGA
Akanthomyces muscarius is the source of this 744-nucleotide messenger RNA. RefSeq lists its product as uncharacterized. NCBI's taxonomy places the organism in Eukaryota, Fungi, Ascomycota, Sordariomycetes, Hypocreales, Cordycipitaceae. The record is from RefSeq and is a predicted model, not a curated record. The transcript has a single exon. The coding region runs from base 1 to 744 and encodes 247 amino acids.